This is a messenger RNA of Sorex fumeus (smoky shrew), 2794 nucleotides long. RefSeq names its product BICD cargo adaptor 1 (gene BICD1). Gene Ontology annotation, cellular component: Golgi apparatus; cytosol. Lineage: Eukaryota; Metazoa; Chordata; Mammalia; Eulipotyphla; Soricidae. The transcript is spliced from 10 exons. Gene Ontology annotation, biological process: microtubule anchoring at microtubule organizing center; protein localization to organelle; positive regulation of receptor-mediated endocytosis. Gene Ontology annotation, molecular function: cytoskeletal adaptor activity; dynein intermediate chain binding; dynein complex binding. The record is from RefSeq and is a predicted model, not a curated record. Bases 11 to 2695 code for a protein of 894 amino acids.
CUGCCCGGCCAUGGCCGCGGACGAGGCGCUGCCGUCGGCCGAGCAGUACCAGGCGGAGAUCGCGCGGCUGAGCCGGGAGCUGAGCGAGACGACGCACGAGAAGAUCCAGGCGGCCGAGUACGGGCUGGUGGUGCUGGAGGAGAAGCUGGCGCUCAAGCAGCGCUACGACGAGCUGGAGGCCGACUGCGACGCGCUCCGGAGCGAGCUGGCCCAGCUGCGGGAGGCCUUCGGCCAGUCCUUCUCGGUCCACCGCAAAGUUGCCGAGGAUGGCGAGACGCGGGAGGAGACGCUGCUGCAGGAGUCGGCGUCCAAGGAGGCCUACUACCUCGGCAAGAUCCUGGACAUGCAGGCAGAGCUGAAGCAGAGCCGCGCCGCCGUCAGCAACGCGCAGGCCGAGAGUGAGCGGCUGGCGGCCCUGGCGCAGGACCUGAGGGAGAGCAACGAGAUGGUGGAGCUGCAGAGGGUCCGCAUGAAGGAGGAGAUCCGCGAGUACAAGUUCCGGGAGGCCCGGCUGCUGCAGGACUACACGGAGCUGGAGGAGGAGAACAUCACGCUGCAGAAGCUCGUGUCCACCCUGAAGCAGAACCAGGUGGAGUACGAGGGCCUGAAGCACGAGAUCAAGCGGUCGGAGGAGGAGGCGGCGCUGCUCAACAGCCAGCUGGAGGACGCGCUGCGGCUGAAGGAGAUCGCGGAGCAGCAGCUGGAGGAGGCGCUGGAGACGCUGCGCGUCGAGCGGGAGCAGAAGAACUGCCUGCGCAAGGAGCUGGCGCAGCACGUGACGCUCGGCGACCACCCGCUCAGCCUGGCCGUGGACGGGCUCAAGCUGGCCGAGGAGGGCGGGGAGCCCAACAACGACGAGCAGCUCAACGGGCACCUGCACGGGCCCCUGAAGCUGCCCGGCGACUACCGGGCGCCCUCGCUGCGGAAGGCCGAGUCCCUGCUCAGCGAGCUCAACAUCUCCGAGAUCCAGAAGCUGAAGCAGCAGCUGGUGCAGGUGGAGCGGGAGAAGGCCACCCUGCUGGCCAGCCUGCAGGAGUCGCAGACGCAGCUGGAGCACACCAAGGGCGCGCUGACGGAGCAGCACGCACGCGUGCACCGGCUCACGGAACACGUCAACGCCAUGCGGGGCCUGCGCGGCGAGCCCCGGCCCGAGCCGGACGGGGAGAAGGGCCAGGAGCCGGACGGGGAGGCCCACGACUACGAGGUGGACAUCCACGGCCUCGAGGUCCUGGAGUGCAAGUACCGGGUGGCCGUGACCGAGGUCAUCGGCCUCAAGGCCGAGAUCAAGGCGCUGAAGGAGAAGUACAACCAGGCGCUGGAGGCCUUCAGCGAGGAGAAGAGCCGCUACGAGGGCCGCGUGCAGCGCUACGCCGAGCAGGUGAGCGGCCUGGAGAAGGCGGCCCGGGACAGCGGGGACAAGGCCGAGCGGGCCGAGCGGGAGCUGCAGCGGGUCAGCGGCCUGGCCAGCGAGAGCCACGGCACGCUGAGCGCAGCCCAGGACGAGCUGGUGGCGUUCAGCGAGGAGCUGGCGCAGCUCUAUCACCACGUGUGCCUGUGCAACAACGAGACGCCCAACCGGGUCAUGCUUGACUACUACCGCCAGAGCCGGGCCACCCGCAGCGGCAGCCUCAAGGGCCCCGACGACCCCCGGGCGCUGCUCUCCCCCCGCCCGGCCCGGCGCGCCGCUGCCGCCCCCGCCGCCCCCGCCACGGACACGCCGAGCCCCGCCGCCGCCGAGGCGGCCCCCGGGGAGGGCGCGGAGCCCGCCAGGACGCCCAGCGUCUCCCCGGUGAUCACCGCCCCGCCCUCCUCGCCCGUGCUGGACUCCAGCGACCUGCGCCGGGAGCCCAUGAACAUUCACAACCUGCACGCCAUCGUGCGCGACCAGAUCCGGCACCUGCAGAAGGCCGUGGACCGCUCGCUGCAGCUGUCCCGGCAGCGGGCGGCCGCGCGGGAGCUGGCGCCCGUGGCCGACAAGGACAAGGAGGCCCUGAUGGAGGAGCUGCUGAAGCUCAAGGCCCUGCUGAGCACCAAGCGCGAGCAGAUCGCCACGCUGCGGGCCGUGCUGAAGGCCAACAAGCAGACGGCCGAGGUGGCCCUCGCCAACCUCAAGAACAAGUACGAGAACGAGAAGGCCAUGGUGACGGAGACCAUGACGAAACUCCGGAACGAGCUGAAGGCCCUGAAGGAAGACGCCGCCACCUUCUCCUCGCUGAGGGCCAUGUUCGCAACAAGAUGUGACGAGUACGUGACGCAGCUGGACGAGAUGCAGAGGCAGCUGGCGGCGGCCGAGGACGAGAAGAAGACGCUGAACACGCUGCUGCGGAUGGCCAUCCAGCAGAAACUGGCCCUCACGCAGCGGCUGGAGGACCUGGAGUUCGACCACGAGCAGUCGAGGCGCAGCAAAGGCAGAGUGGGGAGGAGCCGGCUCGGAAGCCCGAAAAGCCGUCCCGGGACCGCGGGGGCCUCCUACCGCCCGAGUUUAUUAAGAGGGCCCCCCGCCCCCACGUCCACAGACCCACUGCCCAGGGGCCCUCCCCGGAGCCAGCUCCUCCAAGGGCGUCGGCUCGGCACGGAAAAAUGCUUAACCGUGGCGCCAGCAGUUUCUCCUAGAUUGUCAGCAGCCUGCUGCCCCCGUACCGCAACAGUGCACACAGCUAGCCGGGAGCCCCGCCUGCCCGCCCCACAGUGCUGAGCCCCGCGAGGAGCCCCGGCCCCGGCCACCCUGUGCCACCCUCCGCUGCCUCCAGGCCUCCUCGCCCCUCGCCUCGCCGCCGCCACUGCCGCGGGCCGC